CUUACUUAAAGCAACUUCAUCUUCAUGCUCACAGGUCUUGGGUUCCAUAAUUCAAGCCCUCUCUCAUUCAUUUCAAAUUAAACAACAUCCUCAAAACCCUAAUGAAUUCCAUGCAUAACACAACACAUCAUGCAUACAUGCACAGCCUAGCUUCAAAUCCCUCUUUUCAUAUAAAACCUACCUAGCUAUCUUACUCUAACUCCAACCUAACCUUUUUUUCUCUCCAAAUUAAAAACACCAACACACACAUGGAGAAAACAAAAAGUUUUAUGGAGAAAAGUUUCUCAUUCUCACUCUCACUCCUCAUUUUCUUUUUUCUUUUCCCUUCUAUCUUAGCAUCAUCCUCCACAAGCCUCUACCUAUAUGGUGGGUGCACACAAUGUAUGUACACACCCAACUCACCCUACGAGUCAAACCUCGACUCACUCCUCACCUCGCUGGUCAACUCAGCCACCUACUCCUCCUACAACAACUUCACCAUCUUGGGUUCCACCCAGCAGGACGCCAUCUACGGCCUCUACCAGUGCCGCGGAGACCUCGCCAUGCCUGACUGCGCAUCCUGCGUUGCUCGCGCCGUCACACGAGCUGGCGACGUGUGCCGCCAGGCCUGCGGCGGCGCGGUGCAGCUAGAGGGCUGCUACGUCAAGUACGACAACGCCACGUUCCUCGGCGUGGAAGACAAGGCUGUGGUGUUAAAAAAGUGUGGGCCCUCUGUGGGAUACAACCCGGAGGCCAUGGGCUCGAGGGACGCCGUGCUGGCUGGGCUUUUGGGCUCUAGUGGGCCUUUCAGGAUUGGUGGUUCUGGCGGCGUCCGCGGCAUGGCUCAGUGCACCGGCGAUCUUUCCGGCGGUGAGUGUCAGGAUUGUGUCUCCGAGGCCAUAUCGCGGCUGAAGGGUGAUUGCGGCACGGCGGAUUAUGGUGACAUGUUCUUGGGGAAGUGCUUUGCGAGGUAUUCCGUCGGUGGAGCCCAUGAUAGCUCCAAGGCCCACGGUAAGUAAACUAAAUUAAGUUCAUAACCCUCAGUGGCAUUGACACUAACACUACUGAUCCAUUCUCACCCUAUAGCCCUCCUUAAUUGGUUUGCUUUGGUGCCUCUUUUACUUAACCUUUUCUACCUUUCUUUAUCAUAAUUGCCCCCUUUUGUGUUUCAAUUUUAAAUUAAAUUAAAUUCAAAAGCCAGCAUUGAACCUUGAGGAGGAUACCAAUAUACCAUAUGGGAAAAAGAAUGUACCAGGGGGCACUUGUAUUUGAAUACAAAAGGAAAGAGGGAGAAAAAAGUGAGCGGUGCUUUACUCCCCACUACACAAAGUUGUAAUGUCCAAUGUCUCAUGCUUAGCAAAGAAAAGUAACAAUUAUAACCAAAAAAAAAAAGAAAAGUAACAAUAUUAUUAUUCUUUUAUUUCUGUAAAGUUGAAUUAUAUUUUUGCUUUUCUUUGUCGUCGGUGUAUGCCCCCUUUUUUCUUACGUUGGUAUAUGCACCCAUGAACUUUUUAGAUACUUGCAUCCUUUUACUAAAAUAUAACUAAUUACUUU
Lotus japonicus is the source of this 1533-nucleotide messenger RNA. RefSeq names its product plasmodesmata-located protein 7-like. The record is from RefSeq and is a predicted model, not a curated record. Gene Ontology annotation, cellular component: plasmodesma. NCBI's taxonomy places the organism in Eukaryota, Viridiplantae, Streptophyta, Magnoliopsida, Fabales, Fabaceae. The coding region runs from base 249 to 998 and encodes 249 amino acids. The transcript has 2 exons.